AUGGCUCUCGCACAAGCAGCAAAUAUUGCCGAAAAGAUAACGGGCCAUGACGGGAGUGCCAUCACCCAGCAAGAUGUAUCAACAUUUCCUUCCGGCGGCAAAGACGAUAUGAUGAAGGCCCUGGUGUGGAUGGCCGACGUCCCGAAGCCCAAGCUUAUAGAAGACCGCGACGUCAUCCUCAAAGUCACCGGCAGCACGCUGUGCGGCUCCGACCUGCACCUCAUGCACGGCGCGAUCCUCGAGAUGAAAAAGGGCGACAUUCUGGGCCACGAGUUUUGCGGCACCGCGGAGCUGGUCGGCCGCGGCGUCGGUAACAAGGUCGAGGUGGGCAAGCGGUACGUGGCGUCGUUUCAGAUUGCCUGCGGCGACUGCUGGUACUGCGAGCGCAAGCUGUCGUCGCAGUGCUCCAAGACAAACUCCAACACGCUCGAGAAGACGCUGUAUGGCGGGCAGACGGCGGGCAUGUUUGGCUACGCGCACUUUACGGGCGGAUUUGCGGGCGGGCAGGCCGAGUACGUGCGUGUGCCGAUGGGCGAUGUGAAUCUGCUCGAGAUUCCUGAGCAUGUUCCUGAUGAAAAAGCCCUCUUCUUGUCAGAUGUGCUGGCCACUUCGUACCACUGCGUCGUAGACACGGGCGUCGAAAAGGGCGACAGCGUGGCCAUUUUCGGCGCGGGUCCCAUUGGCCAAAUGGCCGGCGUCUUUGCGCUGGAAAAGGGCGCCAAGAAGAUCAUCUUUGUCGACACGGAGCCGCGGCUGACGACGAUACGGGCGCACUUUGCGUCGGACAAGCUGGAGCUCGUCGACUACAAGAAGCUUUCCAGUGGCCUGACCAGCAAGAACACGGUCGUGACCCGGCUCAAGGAGCUGUGUGAUGGUCGCGGACCCGACGUCGCGCUCGAGUGCGCAGCUGGCGAGUACUCCAAGAGCUGGCUGCACUGGCUGGAGAUGGCGGUGGGCCUGGAGACGGACACGAGCGAGCUCCUCAACGAGAUGAUUGAGAGCGUGCGGUCCUUUGGUCGCUGCGGCGUGACCGGCAUCUAUGCCGGCUAUACGAACCACUUCAACAUUGGCUCGCUCAUGGAGCGCGGCAUCCGCCUCAUCGGCAACGGCCAGGCUCCCGUCCACCUCUACUGGAAGGAUCUGCUCGCGGCCAUUGAAAAGGGCACGCUGGAUCCCUUGCAGAUGGUGUCGCACCGCGUGCGGUUGGAGGAUCUGGACAAGGUCUACACCGUGUUUGACAAGAAGCAGGACGGCAUGCAAAAAGUGUUUGUCGAGACCAAGUUUUCAUUUCCUGCGAGCAAGGGAAGCCCAGCUCUAACGAGAUACUGA
Beauveria bassiana ARSEF 2860 is the source of this 1329-nucleotide messenger RNA. RefSeq names its product alcohol dehydrogenase GroES-like domain-containing protein. NCBI's taxonomy places the organism in Eukaryota, Fungi, Ascomycota, Sordariomycetes, Hypocreales, Cordycipitaceae. The transcript has 4 exons. Bases 1 to 1329 code for a protein of 442 amino acids. The record is from RefSeq and is a predicted model, not a curated record. Gene Ontology annotation, molecular function: zinc ion binding; oxidoreductase activity.